CAACUUCAACGUGACAAAAUCCUCGUAUCUUAUCAAUGGACCGUAUUAGGCGCAUUGUUGAAGUAGUACCUUCGAUAGCCGGGCAGCAUCAGAGUCAGCCACAAGUGGAAGGAAUGCAGCAGCAGAGAGUUGAGGAAAGAAUAGAUGAAGGUGGGAAAAGGCGCAUGAUGAAAGGAGUGAAACUAAUAGCUAAAGCAUUGGAGGAUGUGGAAAGGUCUGCCCGUAAGAAAGCGAGUGGCAGAGCAGGUUUUUUUGAUUGCAACAUAUGCCUCUCCACAGCAAAAGAUCCUGUCUUGACUUGCUGUGGUCACAUGUUUUGCUGGCCAUGCUUUUAUCACUUGCCAUUAUGUUCCUAUGUAAAUGCAAGGUUGUGCCCUGUUUGUGAUGGAGAGGUCAUUGAAACCAACAUUACUCCAAUUUAUGGUAAUUCCAGUGGCAGUGACGAUUCUGAUGUAGCUUCUUCGAUAGUUCCUCCUCGACCUGCUGCACCCAGAAUUAACAGUUUUAGUUAUUACUUUUAGGUACCUUAAGGAGGUUCAGGAAUAUAUAUGUCAUUAUGACUGAAAGAACCAAUCACUUCAUAUUAACACCUCUUCGGCUGUUGACUCUCAAAUCCAGUCAACAGAUGGAUCUCUCAUAUGACAUAAGUCACUUUGUUGUGGUGUACUAUACCAGAGGAUUUAAAGCUUUGUUCUUUAUACAUUCCACCAUCUUAUCUUGAAACCCAAGUAGACAACAUUCUAAACAUUCUUAUUUCUAUCUCAACUACAUUAUCUGUCAGUAGUUUUCACAUUAUUUUCUCUGUUUUUUUUUUUUUUUUUAUAUUUGAUUAUAUUUUUAAUGAAUGCGACCUUAAUUUCCAAAUUUUUAAGAAAAUAUUUUAUUCCUCAU
Messenger RNA from Vigna radiata var. radiata (mung bean), 891 nucleotides. Its product is annotated as E3 ubiquitin-protein ligase RMA3-like. The coding region runs from base 36 to 521 and encodes 161 amino acids. The record is from RefSeq and is a predicted model, not a curated record. The transcript is spliced from 2 exons. Gene Ontology annotation, biological process: ubiquitin-dependent protein catabolic process. Gene Ontology annotation, cellular component: endoplasmic reticulum. Gene Ontology annotation, molecular function: ubiquitin-like protein conjugating enzyme binding; ubiquitin protein ligase activity; metal ion binding. Lineage: Eukaryota; Viridiplantae; Streptophyta; Magnoliopsida; Fabales; Fabaceae.